ACACCCAAAAUUCUGAUCCUUCCCAUCUGAUCCACUUUCUAUCUUUGCCCAAACCCCACAAAGAAUCCAUCUACCUCUGCUGAUCUCAUCAUCUUUCUCCAGAAGUUCGUUACUUUAUUCACCUGUUCUUUGCCCUCUUCUUUGAUUUACACUCGGAUGAUAUUCUCACAGUGAAACCAAGGAUCAACUACUCCAUAUUGGGAAUCUUAUGAUUGGGUUCUUUUCGUUCGUCAUCAGAAAAUUGAGGACUUGAUAAAGCUAAGGCCUUCAAUUUUCUCAGUUUAUACUGAUUGCCACAACCAACGAGCUUUAUUCUCCCUGAUUCAAGUUUCAGUAUUUGAGUGAUUCUCGAUGGCUGAUAACCGGAGUAGAAAUGUCAAGCCUGCAAGUGGCAAGCCACCAGCGUCUGCAGCCGCCAACCCAUUCACUAUCAAUCUAGAUAACUUCAGCAAGCGGUUGAAGAUUUUAUAUUCACAUUGGAAUAAACAUGGUACGGAUCUAUGGGGUGGUUCUAGUGCUCUGGCCAUCGCGACUCCCCCUAUUUCGGAGGAUCUGAGGUACUUGAAAUCCUCGGCACUAAAUAUUUGGUUGGUAGGCUAUGAAUUCCCAGAGACCAUUAUGGUUUUCUUGAAGAAACAGAUCCAUUUCUUGUUUACCCAAAAAAAGGCAUCUUUGCUUGAUGUUGUGAAGAAGUCUGCCAAAGAAGCGGUUGAUGUUGAAGUCAUUAUUCAUGUGAAGGCCAAGGGUGACGACGGGACCUGUCCAAUGGAUAACAUUUUUCGAGCUAUCUAUUCUCAGAUGAACUCCAGUGAUAGUGAUGUGCCUGUUGUAGGUUGCAUAUCAAGGGAAGCACCCGAGGGAAAGAUUUUGGAGGCUUGGGAUGAAAAGUUAAAGAAAGCAAAAUUUGAGCUCACCGAUGUAACAAAUGGAUUCUCAGACUUAUUUGCUGUGAAAGAUGAAACUGAGCUUACACAUGUGAAGAAGGCUGCGUUCUUCACUUCAUCUGUUAUGAGGCAAUUUGUGGUGCCCAAACUUGAGAAGGUCAUUGAUGAGGAGAGGAAGGUUUCUCACUCGGCAUUGUUGGAUAAUACGGAGAAGACUAUAUUGGAGCCGGGUCGAAUUAAGGUGAAAUUGAAGGCUGAGAACAUUGAUAUUUGCUACCCUCCUAUUUUUCAGAGUGGAGGAGAGUUUGAUCUAAAACCAAGUGCUUCAAGCAACGAUGAGAAUCUUUAUUAUGACUCCACCAGUGUCAUUAUAUGUGCACUUGGGUCUCGAUACAACAGCUACUGUUCAAAUAUUGCUCGAACUGUUUUGAUUGAUGCCAAUUCCAAACAAAGCAAGGCAUAUGAGGUCCUCCUUAAAGCUCAAGAUGCAGCCAUCGGUGCUUUGAAAUCUGGGAACAAGGUGAGUUCUGUUCAAAUUUGA
This is a messenger RNA of Hibiscus syriacus, 1425 nucleotides long. Its product is annotated as FACT complex subunit SPT16-like. The transcript is spliced from 3 exons. Gene Ontology annotation, biological process: transcription elongation by RNA polymerase II; positive regulation of transcription elongation by RNA polymerase II. Gene Ontology annotation, cellular component: FACT complex. Gene Ontology annotation, molecular function: nucleosome binding. NCBI's taxonomy places the organism in Eukaryota, Viridiplantae, Streptophyta, Magnoliopsida, Malvales, Malvaceae. The record is from RefSeq and is a predicted model, not a curated record. The coding region runs from base 352 to 1425 and encodes 357 amino acids.